AUGUCUUUUCUCUUCUUCUGUUUAAACAUGCGUGGUAGGGGUGGGGUGCACAGCACCCCUAAAAAAAAGAAAAACUCAAAAAAAAAUUAUCUCUUUUUUUUCUUUCUUUCAUGCAUUGUGUAUAUAUGGAGGCUCGCAGCACCUCUUACAAAAAAAUUAUCUCUCUCUUCUUUUUUUCAUGGUCUGGCCUGCUUGGUCACCUUUCUCUUCUCCCCAAUGGGAGGAUUUUGUCUCUCGUUGAUGGAUGCCGGCUCUGGAUUCAUCUUUCCUGCUGAAUCCAACUGGGUUUCUUUUCCAUCUUGGUUCGACCUGUUUGAAAGAACACCGUACGACUCUCCCUCUUCGAGCCGCCGCGAACUCGCCAGAACACCAUCAACCGAUUUAUCCCUAUAUCUCUUCAGCUUCCACACAAUCAUUACUAUGACAGCAAUAGUCAUCAGGGUACCUAACGAUACCGACCAGUGCGCACGGCGCUCUCGUCCCAAAGGUCGUGUCCCGCCGAUACUACCGCCGGACACGCACGGGCCCUUGUGCGACCCAACGACAGCACCAGCAAGUAAUUUCGACCCCGGUGACGCGCCAUCCGCGCCCCUAUCCCCCUCAACCAAACCCUUCUUGCUAGCCAUGGCAUGGGUCUUCAUAGAACCGGCAUUGUCGCGCGCUAACUUUUCCAAGACUGGAGUUCGCCGCCUCGCCCAGUCUCUACUCCCUUCUCCCGUAGUCGUUUUUGGAGUUGGGAAAGGGCCUCGUGACGCCGAUUGGCCGAGCCAGCGGCAUUUUGAGGUUCUUUCGGGGAUGGUGGUGCUCGAACCACCUCGUCUGGCGCAUCGUUGCGGAUUUCUAUCUGUUGUUCACUUCCCUCUCUCUCGUCCUCUUCGGAGUCUUCGUCCAACCGUACGGUCAGAAACCCUGACCAAAUGUCUCUUGGUUCUAUUUUCACGUUUUCUUGUGGUUUUUUUCUGGGUCUAUCCUGGUCACGGCACCAGCUAUGACGCUUGGCCCCGGGCCGGCUCAACUCCCGAGUAUCUUUGGAACAAGGCGCUAAGUCGGAGGUUUUCUACUUUCAGACGACAGGUCACAUGGGAACAGGAUUGGUCUUGUCUGUCAGCGUUCAGCUGCCUGCGUGUCCCUUCAGUCUGCGACUCCGAGCGUGUGUGUGUGAGUGUCGAACUCUCCUCGGCUUCUCAUUUUAUGGGGCCCAGUAAAAGGGCUGGGGUGGGCAUGGUGUCUCUCUGGAUCGCCAGCAUACCCCAACGACCAAUCAGAAGGCUUCCUACAACCAUCCUUUUUCCCCAGAACUCUGUUGGCGCUCCGCCUCUCUGA
This is a messenger RNA of Acanthosepion pharaonis, 1323 nucleotides long. NCBI's taxonomy places the organism in Eukaryota, Metazoa, Mollusca, Cephalopoda, Sepiida, Sepiidae. The record is from the annotation of a GenBank genome assembly.